This is a messenger RNA of Symbiodinium pilosum, 456 nucleotides long. Lineage: Eukaryota; Dinophyceae; Suessiales; Symbiodiniaceae. The record is from the annotation of a GenBank genome assembly.
AUGCUGGACAACGCUAAAUGGGAAGCUGAGAAAAAGCCGCUGUUUGGAGACAACAUCGACAGCAAGGACGAAACCAGCGAGGAGGACAAGGAGCUCUGUUGCAAUCCGGAAGCGUCGGAACCAGACGAGGAGGAGCUGAGUCAGAUGUUUGAUCAUGCCAACAAGAGCCUCGACGGCUUCGUGAAGAGACCCGAGACCAGGGCCAAUGCCAGUUUGCUCAAAAAGGCAGAGCUGCUGCAAGAGAUGCUCAAGUCGAACAGAUUUCAGCAAGUGCUGCGCAGCAGCCAAAGCAUCAAGGCGCUUGGUGGCCCGAUGAAAGCGUUGUCCGAAAUACCCACUGGUAAGGACUUGGCAGAGGACAUGCAGGAUCUGGAGAAAGGCUUGUUGAAUCUCCAACGGGCUGGCAUUGCGACGGGAUCUCUGCUUCGGCAGCUGGUCGACUCAGUGGAUGCGUAA